AUGGAGGGAGAGGCUGAUAACCAGCGGAGCGUGUUGAACCUGGUGGCUGCGUUUGAAGAGCACUGGGCCUGGAGGGACAAGCAGGCUCCACACAUCCAGCCCACUCCUGCAAGCAGCCAGUCGCAGCGGCUUCCAGCACCUCCAGCCAGCCAGAGCCUCUCCCAGAUGGAUGCCAGGCACCAAGCGGAGCAAGGGAACAAGGAGGAGCAGCAGCAGGGGCAGCGCGGGCUCAGCUUCAAAUGCCUCAGUUCCUUCUGGCACAAGAUCAGUGAGGACAACUGGAGGAGGCAGCAGGAGCCCGGGCUCGAGCCUGGCAGCAAGGAACCAGAGGAGAAGAAGAUCGCUCUGGAGCUGCUGGAGACAGAGCAGGCAUAUGUCAACCGCCUUCACCUUCUCGACCAGAUAUUCUAUACGGAGCUGAUGAAAGAAGCCAAAAAUGGGAAGACAGUCCCAGAGGAGGUGGUGAAAAUGAUCUUCUCCAACAUCUCCUCCAUCUACCAGUUCCACUCCAAGUUCUUCCUGCCAGAGCUGCAGAAGCGCAUGGAGGAUUGGAGCUGCAACCCGCGGAUCGGGGAUGUGAUCCAGAAGCUGGCACCAUUCCUGAAGAUGUAUGGUGAAUACAUCAAGAACUUUGACAAGGCCCUGGAGCUCGUCACAGUCUGGUCAGAGAAAUCACCACCCUUCCAGGAGCUCAUUGCUGACAUCCAGAAGAGGAAGGUCUGUGCUAACCUAACACUGCAGCACCACAUGCUGGAACCUGUGCAGAGGAUCCCACGCUAUGAACUCCUCCUGAAGGAUUAUGUCCAAAAACUGCCUCCAGAGUCCCCAGACUGGGAUGAUGCAGGGAAGGCCCUGGAGAUGAUUUUUAUGGUGGCCAAGCACUCAAACGCAGCUAUCGCCGAGAUGGAACGGCGGCAGAACCGCUGGGUGGUCUACGAGCGGCUGGGCCUCGAAGAUGACAUUGUGGAUCCCUCCAAUGAGCUGAUCAAGGAGGGGCCGAUCCAGAAGAUCUCCACCCGCAACAACAGCACAUCGGAGAAGUACCUGUUCCUGUUCAACAACAUGCUGCUGUACUGCGUGCCCAAAGUCAUCCAGGUGGGAGCUGAGUUCCAGGUCCACCUCCGCAUCAAUGUGGACAGCAUGAAGGUGCGGGAGCUGAAUGACACACAGUUUCCAAACACAUUCCUGGUCUCAGGAAAGCAGCGGACGCUGGAGCUGCAGGCCAGGUCUGAGGAGGAGAUGAACGCCUGGAUGAAGGCCUUCCAAGAUGCCAUUGACAGGAAGGAGAAGAGGAGUGAGACCUUUAAGACAGCAGUGCAUGGGCUGGAGACAGGCACCCCUGCACUGAAGCCCCAUUGAUGCAGUCUCCCACCCCAGACAGAGGAGCUGGGCCGCCGUGCUCCGCAGUGGGUGCGGGACAACCUGGUGACCAUGUGCAUGCGCUGCAGGGAGCCCUUCAAUGCCAUCGUGCGCCGCAGGCACCACUGUCGAGCUUGUGGAUACGUGGUGUGUGCUCGCUGCUCCGACUACAGGGCUGAGCUACAGUAUGAUGGGAACCGCCUGAACCGUGUGUGCCAGGAGUGUUACGUCUUCCUGAUGGGCCACAUGGUGCUCAAGGACCGGGAGGAGAAGCACAAAGGCAUCCUGGAGAAGGGAGCUGCAGAGGUCUCAGGCCGGAGUUUGCUCUGCAGUUCCCUGCAGCUGCUGGACAAGAACAGCAAAGGAGGCACGCGGGGCUGGUUCGUGAUCCCGCAGGAUGAUCCCCUCGUGCUGUACAUCUACGCAGCCCCCCAGGAUGUCCGAGCCCACACCUCCAUCCCGCUGCUGGGAUACACAGUGAGGGACCUGCCGCAGGAGAAUUCCCAGCACCUUUUCCAGCUGGUGCAGUCCCGGCAGGUCCACACCUUCGUGGCUGACACCGAGGAGCUGAAGCGGCGCUGGAUGAGGGUCAUGGCGCGCUGCGCCGCAGGGAUCACGCACCCCGAGGAGGAGGAGGAGGAAGAGGAUGCAGAGUCCUGCGAUGAAGCAGAAUGA
Molecule: messenger RNA, 2034 nt
Organism: Nestor notabilis (Kea)
Lineage: Eukaryota; Metazoa; Chordata; Aves; Psittaciformes; Psittacidae
Gene: FGD2
Product: FYVE, RhoGEF and PH domain containing 2
Exons: 16
Biological process (GO): cytoskeleton organization; filopodium assembly
Cellular component (GO): cytoplasm
Molecular function (GO): guanyl-nucleotide exchange factor activity; metal ion binding
Source: RefSeq, a predicted model, not a curated record